AUGUUCCGUAAAAAUUACAAAUUUAAUAAUUUAAACGAUUCGUUGAUGCCGGUUUUGGUACUCAACUUGAUAUUUGGGCACCAAAUUAUGCCGCACACGAUGGGUGGUUGCAAAUUCAUACAGACAGUUUUUUAUUUUGUUCUCGUAAUUAUUAUUUACGGCGUAUCUAUGGGAUAUUCAACAGUAACUAUUGUCACUGCGGAAUGGUUUAAAUAUUCGGAAAGUGUAUACUUUGCAGCUCUUGGUGCUAAUAUUUUAAUAAUGCCUGUUAAUUUUAUUCUUGGCUGGGUCCAUAGGAAUGAAUUACUUUUAAUUAAUAUAAAAAGUCUGAAUGUCGAUAAAAAGCUCGUGAAAAUGGGAGUAAUUUUACACGAUAAAAAAGCAUGCAAUUUUGCAACCAAAAUUGUCAUUUACUGGUUAUUCUGUUAUGUGACAAUUAAUUCCGUUGCAAUGCUAUGGACUAUGAAAGCUAUGAGCUGGCAGAUGAAUUUUUUAACGGUUUAUUCUCUUCAAAACCCGCUCCAUGUUAAUUUUUUGGUGGAUUUGCUUUUUUGUUCACUGAUCCGAAAUAUGGAAAUCAGGUUCAAAAAAAUUAACGAACAGCUUAUCAAACUUGAAUACAAUUCGCAUGUCACAAACAUUCGAGUUGAUGAUAACAAGCCGGUUUAUAUUCUUCAACUAUCCAAAGAAAUUCAUUUGGAGUUAGAACAGCUAUGCGGUAAAAUAACGCGAAUAUUCGGGCUGCAAAUAAUAACGUCAAUGGCUUCUUUGUUUUUUUUGUUGACUACGAUGACUUAUAAUUUAUAUGUAACACUUCUUGCUCGUGAUGUCCCAGAUUGGGCUUCAAGAAUUUUUAUUCUCACAUGCUGGAUUGUAAUACAAUGUUCGAAAUUAUUGUUCAUCAAUCACAUUUGCUCUAGAACAGUAAAUGAGUGGAAAAAAACCGGAGUAAUAAUUCACCAAUUAGAAUCAAGGUUUGCAAAUGCCGAAAUUUGUAAAUGGAUUCAACAGCUUUCGAUACAAAUGAUACAAAAUCCAUUACAAAUUUACCCCUUAGGAUUUAUACAACUUGGACAUUCAUUUCUGCAAGAGUUUUUUGGAACACUUGCGACGUACCUGAUCAUUUCUAUCCAAAUGGCUCCUAUUGAUUGA
Cotesia congregata is the source of this 1152-nucleotide messenger RNA. The record is from the annotation of a GenBank genome assembly. Lineage: Eukaryota; Metazoa; Arthropoda; Insecta; Hymenoptera; Braconidae.